GCUGCUCUCCUUGUUAAGGGUGUCUCAAUCUGUCCGAGCUCCCAGUGCCAAGCCUGCUUUCAUAAGAGCCACUCUCUUACACACUCACCCAGGACCCAACAAGCAGUCCAACACACACACGCACACACACGCGCACACACUCAGUGUGAGUGAGCAGCUAUAAGACACAGCCAGCAGCAGCUGAAGGUCACUCACAGAUCUACACAGCUCUCAGGAUGGACGUACUGAAGAAGGGAUUCUCCAUGGCCAAGGAGGGAGUGGUAGCAGCGGCUGAGAAGACCAAGGAAGGGCUGGAGGAGGCCGCUGCCAAAACCAAGGAGGGGGUCAUGUAUGUUGGUACAAAGACAAAGGAAGGUGUGGUUUCCAGUGUGAGCACAGUUGCCCAGAAGACGACUGAGCAGGCGAAUCUUGUGGGGGAGGCCACGGUAGCUGGAGCCAAUGAGGUAUCAGGGAAGGCAGUGGAGGGUCUGGAGACUGUAGUGGCAUCUGCUGGACUGGUCAACCCGAAUGAACAACUGAUCACUGAGGCCAAACCAUCCGAAACUGAAGAAGCAGCAGAGCCAGCUCCAGAUGCAGGACAAUAGGGUCGUUAUCUCUAGGACCGAUGGCUUCUUGACAUGAUCUGUUGGGUGUUUAAGAGGAUAAUAAGAGAGUUCAUGUUAACUGCAGUCAGUUCCCUACUGUUACUUGUGUUUUGAUCCCUCCAACAGCAAAGCUUUUUAGUGUGCCUCGAAAAACACUUCCCAAAUAGCAUUGAUAUAUAAAUGGCUGAAGUUGGGAUGAAGUAGUGGUAGUACAAUAAUACCUGAAUGCCUUUCACCUAAUGAAAAUCAAGACACACAUCUCACUGUCAGUUUUUCCAUCGUUUGUAUGGACCUUCCACUUAGCGUCUCCUCCCAGUUUCAUUAGUCACGUAGAAGUUGGUUUCUACAGCUAGACCUCCAAAACGAUUCUGUUGACUCCACCUGCAUUUAUUACCAGUUUGUCUUUGUCUUUCAUGAAGGCGUGUUCUGAACUUGUGAAGUACACGUAAUUGUCCUCCGUCACCAAGUGCACACAGACCUACACUGUUAUCUCUCCUCAAUCAGCCUUAUCACAACCUGCUUAUGCUUUGAAGUUCUAUCGUAUACACUUAUAUAUAAUAUAGAAAUAUAUGUAUACACCACUCACUUUGCUCUUGAGUCAGCUUGCACACUGGUGUAUUACACCUGCUGUACUUGUAGCAGCUGAAAGGCAUCCCGAAUCCAUGUGUCUUACUAACCCUUUGUACUAGUGCCUAAUACCUCAAAGAAGACCAGACUUUUGGUUAUCAGUAGAGAGGAAGUUAUAAACAUCUCUGCCUUCUUUGGAAUAAAAACGAAUGUCCUCACCGAGUUAAGUGAGUUUCUGUGUGGCACUGAAAGCAUAAUGCAAGACUAGAUGAAUAUGAUGAUGGAGAAAAGUGACAUAAUGACAAGCUCAGCUUUGGUUAACUAUCUGAGAACAAGUAAUGCUAUUGAGAUGAGGUGAGAACAAUCAUUACUGGCUUAAAAUGCAGUUCUGGUCCAACUGGCAAAUUACUAAUCAGCCUGCUUCGGCAACCCUUUCUUAAUUAUCCUAGUUCUUGUUAUGUAAAGCUGCUUUGUGACAAUGUCCAUUGUUAAAAGCACUAUACAAAUAAAAUUGAAUUGAAAAUUGAAUUGAAUUGUGGAAACAGUGCUGAAAUAUUAAAAAUGGAAGCACUGUUUUGCAGAAGCUAUGCAUGUUGCCUUAAACACAACUCACUAACUGAUUAUAACUGUGGUGCACUCUCUGCAAAUUAUUUUCCAGUCACUUGAUUUUUUUCAUUUUCUAAAUGAAUUCAGCACCUGAAAUAAAUGUUUGGUUAAAAACUAAAA
This is a messenger RNA of Pangasianodon hypophthalmus (striped catfish), 1877 nucleotides long. RefSeq names its product synuclein, gamma a (gene sncga). Gene Ontology annotation, biological process: synapse organization; synaptic vesicle endocytosis; chemical synaptic transmission. The transcript is spliced from 6 exons. The record is from RefSeq and is a predicted model, not a curated record. The coding region runs from base 216 to 584 and encodes 122 amino acids. NCBI's taxonomy places the organism in Eukaryota, Metazoa, Chordata, Actinopteri, Siluriformes, Pangasiidae. Gene Ontology annotation, cellular component: axon terminus; cytoplasm; neuronal cell body. Gene Ontology annotation, molecular function: cuprous ion binding.